Messenger RNA from Heteronotia binoei (common prickly gecko), 10205 nucleotides. RefSeq names its product microtubule associated serine/threonine kinase family member 4 (gene MAST4). Gene Ontology annotation, biological process: peptidyl-serine phosphorylation; intracellular signal transduction. The transcript has 31 exons. The record is from RefSeq and is a predicted model, not a curated record. Lineage: Eukaryota; Metazoa; Chordata; Lepidosauria; Squamata; Gekkonidae. Gene Ontology annotation, molecular function: magnesium ion binding; protein serine/threonine kinase activity; protein binding. Bases 116 to 7654 code for a protein of 2512 amino acids.
GCGGGGCAGCGAGGGGGAGGACGACCCCACCGGUGGCGGCCACUUUCGGCCCGAGAGCGAUGCCUCGUUGGAGGAGCAGGAUGAGGAGCUUGACAGCAUAUUAUCACCUCCACCAAUGCCAUUUCGAAAAUCAAGCAAUCCAGAAGUUUCUUCUGGCCCUGGCAAAUCAUUGAAAUUUAAAAGACAGCUGAGUGAAGAUGGAAGACCUUUUAGAAGAGGAAGCCUUGGUGGAGCUCUGACAGGUAGGUACUUGCUGCCAAAUGCUGCUACACAACCAUCAUGGCAGACUGGAGAAACUUCCAAUCUUGUCCGAAUGCGCAGUCAAGCUCUCGGGCAGUCCGCUCCUUCUUUGACAGCCAGUCUGGAAGGGACAUCUCAGAAGAGUCAUUUCAGCUCAAGUCGGCAUCGCCAGAGGCUAGUGGAACCAGCAGCUGCAAAAAAGGAACUGAGCCUUCCAAGAAGAGGAAGUUUUUGCCGUACAAGUAAUCGGAAAAGUUUGAUAUGCAAUGGACAGUCUCCGGCUAUGCCUCGACCCCAUUCACCACUUUCAGCUCAUGCAGGGAGCAGUCCUCAAGAUAGCCCAAGAAACUUCUCUCCUAGUGCCUCAGCCCACUUUUCAUUUGCACGAAGUCAUGGGCACCGAAAUGAAAGGACUGAUGGAAGACGUUGGUCUUUGGCAUCUCUUCCCUCCUCUGGCUAUGGUACAAAUACUCCAAGCUCAACAGUUUCAUCAUCCUGUUCCUCCCAAGAGAAGUUACACCAGUUACCAUACCAACCAACACCAGAUGAACUACAUUUUUUGUCUAAACAUUUCUGUGCCACUGAAAGCAUUGCCAGUGACAAUAGAUGUAGGACCACACAAAUGCGACCACGUUCAAGAAGUCUCAGCCCUGGACGUUCUCCUGCAUGCUGUGACCAUGAAAUAAUUAUGAUGAACCAUGUAUACAAAGAGAGAUUCCCAAAGGCUACAGCUCAGAUGGAAGAACGACUUCAGGAGAUUAUCACCAACCAUUCUCCUGACAAUGUCCUCCCCUUGGCAGAUGGAGUGCUUAGUUUCACCCAUUACCAGAUCAUUGAGCUGGCUCGUGACUGCUUGGACAAAUCUCAUCAGGGUCUCAUCACCUCACGAUAUUUCUUUGAAUUACAGCACAAAUUAGAUAAACUCCUACAAGAGGCGCAAGAAAGAUCAGAAAGUGGAGAGCUGGCAUUUAUUAAGCAACUUGUCCGAAAGAUUCUUAUUGUCAUUGCUCGUCCUGCUCGCUUACUUGAAUGUUUGGAGUUUGAUCCUGAAGAAUUUUACUAUCUUUUGGAAGCUGCAGAAGGGCAUGCUAAAGAGGGCCAAGGCAUUAAAACUGACAUCCCUAGAUACAUUAUUAGCCAGCUGGGGUUGAAUAAAGAUCCUUUGGAAGAAAUAGCUCAGCUAGCUAACUAUGACAGUGGGACAGCAGCAACUCCAGAAACUGAUGAAUCAAUUAGUAGUUCCAAUACAUCUCUUAAACUUCAGCGGAAGCCUCGUGAAAGUGAUUUUGAAAGCAUUAAACUGAUCAGUAAUGGAGCAUAUGGUGCUGUUUAUUUGGUACGACAUAAAGAAACAAGACAGAGAUUUGCCAUGAAAAAGAUUAACAAACAGAAUCUCAUUCUUCGAAACCAGAUUCAGCAGGCUUUUGUUGAGCGUGAUAUCCUAACAUUUGCAGAAAAUCCAUUUGUAGUCAGCAUGUAUUGUUCCUUUGAAACUAGACGCCAUUUAUGCAUGGUCAUGGAGUAUGUGGAAGGUGGAGACUGUGCUACUUUAAUGAAAAAUAUGGGUCCUCUGCCUGUAGACAUGGCCAGGAUGUAUUUUGCUGAGACUGUUCUCGCUUUGGAGUACCUUCACAAUUAUGGAAUAGUACACAGGGAUUUGAAACCAGACAAUUUAUUGGUUACAUCCAUGGGUCAUAUAAAGUUAACAGAUUUUGGCCUGUCUAAAGUUGGCCUCAUGAGUAUGACCACCAAUCUUUACGAAGGUCACAUUGAGAAGGAUGCUAGAGAAUUUUUAGAUAAGCAGGUCUGUGGCACACCCGAAUAUAUAGCUCCUGAAGUGAUUCUAAGACAAGGUUAUGGCAAACCAGUGGACUGGUGGUCCAUGGGAAUUAUCCUGUAUGAGUUUCUUGUUGGAUGUGUGCCAUUUUUUGGGGAUACACCAGAGGAACUAUUUGGACAAGUAAUCAGUGAUGAGAUUAACUGGCCAGAAAAGGAUGAAGCUCCACCUCCAGAUGCCCAGGAUCUGAUUGCAUUGCUUCUAAGACAAAACCCCUUGGAGAGGCUGGGAACAGGUGGUGCAUAUGAAGUGAAACAACAUCAGUUCUUCCAAAACUUAGACUGGAAUAGUUUGCUGAGACAGAAAGCAGAGUUCAUUCCACAGCUGGAGUCUGAGGAUGACACAAGUUAUUUUGACACCCGCUCUGAGAAGUACCACCAUAUGGAAACAGAAGAAGAAGACGACACAAAUGAUGAAGAUUUUAAUUUGGAGAUUAGGCAGUUUUCCUCAUGUUCACAUAGAUUUUCAAAAGUCUUUAGCAAUAUAGAUAGAAUAACGCGAAAUCAAACUGAAGACAAGGAAGAAACAACAGACAGAGCAAAAAAUGUGACACUAACAUCUGCAGAAUCUUUAAGUUGGAGUUCAGAAUAUUCUGAAAUACAACAACUAUCUACAUCUGUCUCCUCUGAUACUGAAAGUUCCAGGCAAUGCCACAACUCUGGAUUGCUUCCAAAACUGGCCAUAUCUGCUGAAGGAGACCAAGAUGAAUCCCCACGUUCUGUCAGAUCCCGUAAAGAACAAGAGAAGCCUCCAUUUGUUAAUGAGGAAUCCGUUCAAGACGAAGUGGAAGUAACAACUCCAGCAAGCACUAUUAGUAGCUCCACAUUGUCAGUUGGCAGCUUUUCAGAGCACUUGGAUCAGAUAAAUGGAAGAAGUGAGAGUGUGGACAGCACAGAUAAUUCCUCAAAGCCAUCCAGUGAAUCAGCAUCUCGUAUGGCUCGUCAGCGAUUAGAAACUACAGAGAAAAAGAAAAUCUCCGGAAAAGUCACAAAGUCCCUCUCUGCCAGUGCUCUAUCCCUCAUGAUCCCAGGAGAUAUAUUUGGUGUGUCUCCUUUGGGAAGUCCCAUGUCCCCUCAUUCCAUGUCUUCAGAUCCAUCAUCCUCCAGAGAUUCCUCUCCCAGCCGUGAUUCCUCAACUGCUUCUGCAAGUCCUCACCAACCAGUCAUAAUUCACACGUCUGGCAAGAAGUAUGGGUUCACUAUCCGAGCAAUCAGGGUGUAUGUAGGUGACAGUGACAUCUACACGGUUCACCAUAUUGUUUGGAAUGUUGAAGAAGGAAGUCCAGCUUACCAUGCUGGACUGAAGGCUGAUGAUCUGAUCACUCAUAUCAAUGGAGAGCCUAUACAUGGCCUUGUUCACACAGAAGUCAUAGAACUGUUGUUAAAGAGUGGUAAUAAAGUGUCAAUUACAACAACUCCCUUUGAGAAUACCUCAAUAAAAACUGGACCGGCCAGAAGAAACAGUUAUAGGGGACGAAUGGUUAGGCGUAGCAAGAAAACCAAAAAGAAGGAGAGUUUGGAAAGGAGGAGAUCUCUGUUUAAAAAGCUGGCCAAGCAGCCCUCACCGCUUCUUCAUACAAGUCGGAGUUUCUCCUGCCUGAACCGAUCUCUGUCAUCAGGAGAGAGCUUGCCUGGUUCUCCAACUCACAGUUUGUCUCCCCGCUCACCCACACCAAGUCUCCGUUCCACCCCUGAUUUCCCCUCAGGGACAAAUUCCUCUCAGAGCAGCUCUCCAAGUUCAAGUGCACCCAAUUCUCCUGCUGGUUCAGGACAUAUUAGACCCAGCACACUUCAUGGUUUGGGCCCCAAGCUUGGUGGGCAGAGAUACAGAUCAGGAAGACGUAAAUCAGCUGGUAGCAUUCCUCUCUCACCUUUGGCACGGACACCUUCUCCAACACCUCAGCCAACAUCUCCUCAGCGGUCUCCAUCACCUUUACUGGGACACUCCAUUGGAAGUGCAAAAAUAACUCAGGCCUUCCCUAGUAAAAUGCACUCCCCUCCUACUAUUGUCAGACAUAUAGUUCGGCCAAAGAGUGCAGAGCCACCGAGGUCUCCAUUGCUCAAGAGAGUUCAGUCUGAAGAGAAACUUGCCCCUUCUUAUGGGACUGACAAGAAACACUUAUGCUCACGCAAACACAGCCUGGAGGUAACUCAGGAAGAGGUUAAUAGAGAGGUGUCUCCACGAGAUGUAACCCUUCAAAGUCUGGAGGAAAAUGUACUGGAUGCCCCAUCCUUCACACGAGUGAGGCCUGCAGAACAAGGCUGCCUGAAACGACCUGUUUCUAGGAAACUGGGAAGGCAAGAAUCUAUUGAUGAGCUAGACAGAGAAAAAUUAAAGGUCAAAAUAGUUGUAAAAAAGCAAGAUCUGGCAGAGAAACAAGAAUAUUUACAGAAAGCAAGCACUGUGCAUGAACCUUUCGGUGAAUCAGAAAACCCUGUUACCUCAUGCCUGGAGGAGAAAGAAGGCAAGAAAACAUUUCAGAAAGCCCUGGAAAGAUCAAACUACUCUGAAACUAAAAUCACAGCUCUGGAGACACAGUCGGUAGGUGGCAUGCUAAAAGAUACGCUUCAAAAGAACGCAAACAUGAGAUCAAAUGAUUGCACUGCUUCAGAUGUACACGCACCAUGUCAUGGCCCCCCACUUAAUGAAUUCAGUCAUUUGUCAUAUGACUUCAAAAGAAUUUCCCCUCCAUGUACGUUACAAGAUGUACUGCCUCAAUCAUCUGACAAGAUGCUGAAUGGAAAGGGAGAAAAUGCAGAUAAAACUGCACCAACAAAAGAAUUUGUCAAAUGUGAAAGAUUAGAUAGUAAGCUUGCAAAUAUUGAUUAUCUUCGGAAGAAAAUGUCCUUUGAAGAAAAAGAUGACAGCCCUUGUCCAGUUCUGAAGUCCAAAUUGACAGCAAAUAUACAUGAAUGCCAUCAGCUCAGUGCAGUCAGACCCAUGAACAUACAGCAGGAUUCAAGUUCAUCAUCUGACAGCUGGUCAUAUAUCACCAGUGCUCAUUCUGCUCAGAUUAGCUCUGUUUCCUUUGUUCCCCUCAAAGCCUUGAAUAGCCGAGCAGAUAGUGGCAUAGAAAAAUCAGCCCUCAUUUCUACAGAGUCCCCAGUCCGAAAGAGCCCUUCAGAAUAUAAGUUAGAAGGGAGGUCUGUGUCUUGCUUGAAGCCAAUUGAAGGCACCUUAGAUAUUGCUUUACUUUCAGGGCCACAGGCUUCCAAGGUAUCUUCAGAGGUAUCUUCAGGUGCAUUCCCAGGAGGCCAAAGUGCCAAAAAUGAAGCCGGAUGUCUCGUGUCUAUGUGCCAAAGUGGCAGCAGUGUGAAGGUUGAGCCCAACUAUCAGAAAGAGCAACCACCAACAUACCAACAAUCCAGGUCUUAUAAAUCUCAUCUGCUGGAGCCCCAAAGUUCAAAGCCAAGUAAAAAUAUUCAGAACUCAUCAGCAAUGACUGUGGCUGUAGAACAGCCUCCUGAAAAAAUAGCCUGCAAUCUGAGCAUGAAAUGUGAUCCACCUCUAACAGUGACUAACCAAAAGAAAGAGGCAACCCAGUUUACAGCAAAUGAGGCUAAAUCUAGCAGCCUCCAAAGCCAGGAUGCUGCUUUGACAACCUGCAAAUCUUCCACAGCACAGGGGAUUUCUGAGAAAGCCAAACGAAAAGAGAAGAAAACCUCAAAAGAAGUGGUUGACAACCAAAUACAGGCCCAAAGGAGUGAAGAUCUGCAUUCAGAGAAGCCAGAGGUUGCUGAGAAUUCAUCAACAAAAAGACCUGGAACAGAAGCACUGCCAAAUCAAGACCCUAAAAAUGUUCAAAGAUGUUCCUUCGAGUCAACUGCUCCUUUGCAAACACAUGGAGCAACAAAAGUGCAGGUUGUAAGCUCAAAGACAAAGUCCAAAGAUGUGCUCAAGCAGCAUGCAAAAGAAGAUGAUAAGACCACUAAACAAUCUUCAGGCAAUGAGUUGGGCAUGCAGAAAGCAAGUGCACAUUUCAGGUCAGAAGCGUCACUUCCCCUAAAAUCUUUACAAACAUCAGAUACAAAUUCUGCUAAAAUAGAAAAACUGCUGGCUGGUAUUGAUGUGCAAAAGGACACCCCCCCACGAGAACUAGGGACAAAAGAGCAGAAGCAGUCCAAAAAUACACUGCCUCCAGCUAUGUCACCAGCUGGUGACAAAGAACCCAGCAUUGCUUCUAGGCAACAAGGUAGCAAUUCUGAUGUUGCUGCUGUAAAGGAAUCCAUCAACAGGCCAUCUGUGGUCCCUGCAUGUUACAGCAACCAAGAUAAUCUCAGAUCUGCUUCAUGUAUGGAAAACAGCUCUGUUAAAUCCAGACAUGUUCCUGACUCCUGUUCCUCCAAAUCAAAACAUUCCGACAAAUUGGCACCAACACAAAAGCAAACAACUACAAACCUGAAAGAAAAAGAAACUGGCAUUCAGGUCUUGGCAGGUUCUCGGAAGGAGGGGAAAAGCACCAGUAAAACUGCACUGGAUUCUUUUUCAAACCCUUCAAGCUCUCAAAGAAAGCUAAAUAAUGAGCAUAUCCAGGUAGAAAAGCAUUUAGUCAUAGAAUGUAGGUCAGAGCCCUCAAUCCUAAUCAAUAACUCCAUGCCUGAAAAACAGCUCAAAUCCUUCAGUAAUAGCCAUGCAGCAGCAGCCCCAGAGAACAGUAAGCAUUUUCAAAGGCAAGAAAUGGCAAGCUUAAGUGACCCUCUUGAUCAAAAGCCACUCCAUGUGCGCAGCAAACAGACCAUGCCUCCAAAGGUGGCUGCUGUGAAAGAUUGUCCUUUGCCAAGCAAACACAUGGACAAAGGCCCAGGCCAUCAGGCUUCCUUUACAGAAAAACAGGCUGAGGGGAAAAAAUGCACGGAUGCACUUUAUUUCCAGAAUGAUUCUGGCAACUCAGAUCCUAGUCUUUCCUCUACUGGCUAUGAUACCAGAGGUAAGGCUGUAGAAAAGGCAGUCACGGGUAGCAAGAACUCUCAAGACAUUAAAGGGAAAGGGCACUCAAAUCAGAAACACUCAGCCGAAGGAAGCAAGCAGCAUGCACAUGCUGCAAAACAUUCCUCCUUGGCUGCUUUGCACAGUACGUGUCGCCCAGCUACAACGGUUAACAAACAGCUCGACUCCCCAUCCAGCUUCCCGGAAUGCAGACAGGAAGCCCUCCUUUUGCCUUUAGCAAAGGCUAAGCUAGGGUCAUCAGAAGCAGUUGCAGUGAGCUGUAGGGAAGUAAAAAAGCAAGUCACCUCUUCCUCAGCAGAGGGCAGAGCAGAAAUGACUAAGAGUAUUUCAGUGCUGGGCUUAUACUCUGUUGCUGCGCCUGCAGAAGAGCAUGUUCCCACUUCAACCGUGAGGGGGAAACCCAGAAGCCAAGAGAGGCCCCAGUCUACUAACACUACUGUGGACAUAAAGGGAAGAGAUCCCAUUCUGCCUCAGUCUUCUGCUGCAAGAAAACAGAAUGUAGGUAAAGAUUUGCCAAAGUCAGGGACUCCAGCUGACUCUCUCAAUGCACUUUCAUCUGACAAAGACUCUGCUCGGCAGCGGCGAGGAAAAGAUGCCUCACGAAGCAGUCCUCACAAAAAAACCUCCUAAAAGUUGCAAAUAGGACUUCUUAAUGUCUUGUCUUACUUUCAGAAAUCAGCACUGUGUAGUAUUUUCUUGCAGAAAAAACUUUCAGCGCCACUUAAGCAGGGUGUGUAAAGAGAAGACUCCCCCCUCCGCCCCCCCCAAAAAUGCCUUCCCAAAAUACAACCGGUUAAACUGUUACCAUAUUGUAUUUGUACAAAAAUACUUUUACAAUUUGUGAGAUGUGUUUGGAGGUGGGGGUGGGGUUCCCUGUAAAUACUUAGGUAGCGUGUAUCAUUUUGAAUGUAGCGUAUCCAUUUUGCUGCUGAUUGCAUUGUUUACUAUAUCUUUUUAAUGAUAGUUGCUUUGCCACUGAUUUGCCAUAAUCUGGGAAGAAGCAGACUUACUAAAGCUUUGGACCUAGGCUGUGCCCACAUAUAUACUAGUUUAAUGAGCGGGCAGGGUAGAGUGGCCCUGGGUGGGAGUGCACCAUUUGUUGUUAUUUAAAGUUCUAUAGGUAAGAUUACAAUUAAGAAAUAAUAGUGGUUGUGGAUUAUGUGUAUUUUAAGAGCUAGAGGGUUGACAGUGUUGCUAGGAGCCACUUACAUUCUAAAUUUGAAUAGGAGAUCACAGUGCAGCUCUUCAGUGCACAGCAUCUUCCUCUUGGUUAAGAUCUGCCUAAUGAAGGGAAGUGUCUUCAUUAUCUUUCUUGCCCAUUCAGUUCACACCAUAGUUUUCUGCUCAUAUGGAUUCUUUCUGUACAGCUGUAUCCAACUCCUUAUUAUAGGCUGAGAUUGCAAACUCCUUGUGAAUUUAGUUUCUGCUAUGCCAUACAGAUUUACAUUCAGGCCAUUGUGUGGUGUACAGCGCAUGCAGAAGCACAUGACAAAAACUGCUAAACCAGUUUACAUGAACAUUAAAUACUCUAGAUUUGCUUCAUUAUCAUGAUAGGAAAAUUUAUACAUUUAGUGAUUCAGCUUUCUUUUCUAUUUUAUGACAAAAGUGGUGAAGUGGGGGGAGGGUGUUUUUCAGCCUCAUAUCUAGAUAAAAUAUUCACGUAUGACAACAUUUUAAUACCUAUCUGGGGGCCUUAUGUUUUAGAUAAGCUUGCUGUUUUUAGCAAGUCAUCUGAGGUUUCACAUUCUUUUUGAAGUACAUUCAGUAGCUCUAUACAUUUCAUAUUGUGAACUUUAUUUGUAUGAAAAAGAAAUAAAUGUUGUAAUUUUUUUAAUGAAAAAAGUGGUUUUUGUAACAGAGGGGACCUGUUGGAGCUAUUUGGUGCUAGAAUGUGAGUUAUCUUUAAACUUUUUUUUUUUUUGCUAAGCCUUAUUUGAAUUUUGUGUAUUACAGAAUACGUUGAAUUUGUCUGAUUUUGUUUAGAGCAAAGGUAUUUAGUGUGGGGCUUUUGGAACAUAGCAUUCCAGAAUGAGAAGUAUGGCUAAGUGAUUGGGACCUAGAAAAUAAUUUAUCUCCCCCCGCCCCCCAUUGCUGUAUUUCCUCACAAAAGCUUGUUUAAGACAGACCCACCUGUAGAGCAUUUCCCCUGUUUCUCUUAAUGCUCAUCAUCCAAGCAUAGCACAGUUAUGAACUCGUGGCAUGUAGGAUGCUUAGAAGUGUACUAAAUGCACUUCCCUGAGGAAAAGGAUUAAUCUGGUUGAGAUUUUGAUCAUUUUUAAGAAUCUUUGCUAAGAAAGUAAAAUGACUAGUGAGCCUGUAAUUUUCCAUGCAGUGUGUAGCGCUUUCAUUUUCUUUCAUUUCACUUUUGGAUGAUUAAAAACAACUGAAGGAAAACCUGUCUUGAAGAGGGCGGCCUGUCUGUGAGAGAGUAGAGGUAAAAGCUCUUCCCCCUCGGGCUUUACACUCACCCGGAAUCUUGGGCUGCUCCCUGCACAAAGCACUUUUGCAUGCCGCAUAACUCCUUUGCAGGAGUUGAAGCCCAAUUUGAAUCCAACACUUUGUGAGUACAAAGUCCCACAGGCAAAUUCUUUUGCCUCACCAUCCCUUUUAAAUUAAGCCUAAAUCUUCAGGUAGGGGUGGGGGGAUGAAAUAACCAAUCACUAAUGCACUCCAAAAUCAUGACAUUUCUAUCUGGAAGGUAUUUCAUAGUUUACAGCUCUUUGCUUCUAAAAAUCCUUCCAUUUGUUUCCUUCAGAGCACAUCUAGCUAUCUUGUUUACAAAUGUAUCUUUUGUAUGUAUAUUUUGUAUAAUGCUUUAUCACUUCUGCCAAAUAUUUUUUCCUAUUUUGGAAGUAUAUUAAGUAGCACCUGAGCUUGUAUUCAUGUAAUCCCUGUUUGUUGAUGUUUACCUUUCAGUGAACUAUUAGCGAUCCUUCUACGUGUGUAUUCAACUAUUUUGUCUGUCUUGUGUGAUUGUAUAUUAAGAUGUUCCCUUUGUAGAAUUUACUACUGUAGAUUAUUGGAUUAUUAAAAAAAAAUAGGAUCUGUGCAAUAAAGUGUUUGCGUUCUUAUUUUCUUUUAGAAGUCUCCAAGGAUGUCAUAACCAUUGGAUAAUGGAAUAAAAAUAUUUAUACUGAUGCAGUUGCAAAAUAUUGAAAUAAAACUGAGCAUGAAAGGGAAA